This is a messenger RNA of Guillardia theta CCMP2712, 2127 nucleotides long. RefSeq lists its product as hypothetical. NCBI's taxonomy places the organism in Eukaryota, Cryptophyceae, Pyrenomonadales, Geminigeraceae. Gene Ontology annotation, biological process: transmembrane transport; chloride transport. The coding region runs from base 1 to 2127 and encodes 708 amino acids. Gene Ontology annotation, cellular component: Golgi apparatus; membrane; early endosome. The transcript is spliced from 7 exons. The record is from RefSeq and is a predicted model, not a curated record. Gene Ontology annotation, molecular function: voltage-gated chloride channel activity.
AUGCGAUGGUUCGGGAAGCACCACGAGGACGCGGAUGAGGAGGGAGAGGAGCUCGUGAACCUGCUGCAGACUGUAGAGGAGGCGCAUAGCGGCAACCCCGAGCAUGUGGCCGAGGAGGAGCAAGAGGCUCGAAACUUGCCCAGGAGGAGGGGGGACGACGAGCCAGCGAGGCAUCAGGGCUUUCCUACCGUUGACUGGAAUCACUACAGAAGUUUGGCAAGAGAGCAUGAGCAGCGAGUCAAGCAGAGCAUCCGAAGAUGGUCGCCUCCUCUCAAGCAUGCCUACCUCGCUUACGAGGCUGCUCAAAGUUGGAUCGCACUGGGGCUGGUUGGAGUUCUGUGCGGAGGAAUCGCUUCCAUGCUUGACAUCGGCACAGACUGGAUGUCAGACCUCAAGUUCGGCAUGUGUACUCGAGGCUUUUGGAUCUCUCGAUCGACUUGCUGUGUGGAGAGCAGAGAGAGCGAGGGGUGCGAGCACUGGAGGGCGUGGGGAGCAGGAGGGCUCCUCAACUUCCUCGCGUAUUCGCUGAUCGCAUGCGGCAUGGCGUGCCUCUCCGCCUUCAUCUCCCGCCUCUCUCCCUUCUCCGCAGGCAGCGGCCUGUCUGAGAUCAAAGUGGUCAUGAGCGGGUUCGAAGUCCCAGGGCUGCUGGACGCCUGGACCCUCGUGACCAAGGCGGUUGCUCUCAUGCUCGCUGUGGGCUCCGGCAUGAGCGUAGGCAAGGAAGGGCCCUUCAUCCACAUUGCCAUGAUAGUCGCCAACGUCUCUGCCGUCUUGUUCUCCAAGUUCAGGAACAAUGAGGGGAGGAGGCGAGAGCUGCUCUCGAGCGCGGCUGCGGCUGGGGUUGCAGUGGCGUUCGGAGCGCCGAUAGGUGGAGUCUUGUUUAGCAUGGAAGAGGUCUCCUCCUACUUCCCUGCCAAGACGCUCUGGCGAUCGUUCUGGUGCGCCAUCGUAGCCGUGCUGACGCUUCAACGAUUGAAUUUCUACGGGACAGAGAAGCUCGUGAUGUUCGAGGUUCAGUACCAUCACAACUGGAAGUGGUUCGAGAUGGGUCCCUUCCUCUUGCUCGGAGUGCUGGGAGGGCUGAUCGGUUGGAUCUUCAACACUUCACAUCAUGCGCUGCUGGAGCUGCGAAGAUUGAGAGGUAUGCACAACUUCCCAAUCAAGGAGACCCUGAUUGUCAGCCUCGUAACGUCACUUAUACACUAUCAGAGUUCCUUUCUGCGAACAAGCUCCACAGACAUGCUGGGAGCUCUCUUUGCCGACUGCAAUACGAGAUUCCACCUGACUCACCUUACGGUCUGGAGCUGCACGAGUCCUGUCCCCGGCGGCAUUCUCAUUCCCUCCUUGUGCAUCGGCUCCCUGCUCGGUCGCGCUGUCGGACUCAUCGUCGAUGCGACGAGGAGGUGGGUAGGAGACUCCGGCAUCUUCAGCGUCUGCAGGAAGACGACGAGCUGCAUCACCCCGGGGGUCUACGCCAUAGUGGGAGCUGCUUCCGUCCUUGCUGGUGUGACCCGCAUCACCGUCUGUCUCGUCGUCAUCAUGCUCGAGAUCACGGGAGGGCUCGAGUACGUCCUCCCCGUCAUGGCUGCCGUCAUGGUGAGCAAGUGGACGGGUGACGCGCUGGGGAGGAGGACGGUGUACGAGAACGUGAUCGAAGAGAAAGGGUAUCCUUUCCUGGACAACAAGCACGAUCCUAUCAAGAACUUGGGGGCAGCAGACAAGCUGGUCGGGGAAGAGGACAAGCUUCGUUUCCUCUCCCUCGUCAGCACCACCGCUAGAGAUAUUCGUGAGACCCUCGCCUCCUGUGCUUAUCGAGGGUUCCCCGUCGUCCACAGCGAGGAGGAGAUGACAGUCGCUGGGUACAUCACACGCGAGAGCCUCGAGGAGAUCUUUCAGGAGGGUGACGAUGACAUCUCCCAGUCUCUUGUCAGGAAGAUGGCGACUCGCGUGAUCCAGGUGGACGCAGCUGCCCCUCUUGACUUCGUCCAGGAUCUCUUCCUGACCAUGGGGCUACGAUACGUCCUCGUCGUGAGGAAGUCAAAGCUGGUGGGGAUCAUCAAGAAGAAGGAUCUGAUACGCCACAUCCACAGCUCACACAAGGGUGACACGUCACACGUUGUACAUUAA